Messenger RNA from Erigeron canadensis, 1731 nucleotides. RefSeq names its product transcription factor GTE12. The transcript has 5 exons. Gene Ontology annotation, molecular function: protein binding. The record is from RefSeq and is a predicted model, not a curated record. Bases 140 to 1525 code for a protein of 461 amino acids. Lineage: Eukaryota; Viridiplantae; Streptophyta; Magnoliopsida; Asterales; Asteraceae.
CAUACAUAUAAAACGCUCAUUACUCUGUAUCCACUUUUAACCCUGACCAAAAAAAAAUCCAAAGUCGCGGCCACAUUCAGUGUAUUUUAUGCUGCUUUCUUAGCACACUGAAAAGUGUGGUGUGUAGAGUAGCAGAGAUAUGGUGAAGAUGUUGUUACCAGGGUCCAGGAAAAGGCAAGAACCGCCUGAAAUCUUGGAGGGUCCACAUCUUAAAAAGCGGAGGAUGGAUCUUGGUGUUAAGCAGGAGUGUGGGAAGAUUCUGAAAACAUUGAUGACCCAUGAAUUUGGAUAUGUUUUCAAUCAGCCCGUGGAUCCUGUCGAGUUGGGCAUUCCUGAUUAUUUUAAUAUUAUUUCGCAUCCUAUGGAUCUAGGGACGAUACAAAAGAAGUUGGUGGAAGAUAUCUAUUCUUUUACAGAAGCAUUUGCUGUUGAUGUCAGACUCACAUUUGCCAAUGCAAUGAAAUAUAAUCCUCCUGAGAAUUAUGUUCAUUCGAUGGCAAAGGAGCUGAACCUUCUUUUUGAAAGAAGGUGGAGAUUGUUUGAGGCGAAGUUGACUAAAGCGAACAAAAGCGUUGCAGAACCCGCCAAAUUAAAAAACAGUCCUCUAGACGCGAGCAGAGUUAUCAAUAAAACACUGUUUAAGAUUUCAGAAAGAAGAAACGUUCUUGAACAGGGCAAAUCUAAAGUUAAUCCUCAAGACAUGAGCAAAAUCUGCAACAAAACGCCAGCCAAGACCUUAGAAAGCAUAAGCGUUGCAGAACCGAGCAGAUCAAAGUCUAACUCCAUAGACUCGAGCAAAAUUUGCACCAAAACACCAGCCAAGACCUCAGAAACCAAAAGUGUUAAACGACCAGGUCUUAGUGAAGCUGUUAAAGCAAAGAAACUUGAAGAUACAUUCAAGAUUACAACACGCCCUGAGGUGACACCUUCAAUAUCCGGUAAAGAGAAGUUGAGGCUUAAGGAGGAGCUUUUAGUAGCAUUGAGAGGGGAAUUGAGUGGAGUGCUGCGUGGUUUUCUAAGGAAACAUGGUUUAAUUCCCUUGAGGACAGAGAAGAUCGAGAGUGUUUUUGCUACGUUUGAUGAUAGUACCUUAUUAGAGUUGAAAAGAGUGGUAAAAGGCUCUUUGGGCACAAGUAUGUUUAAGGGCAAGGACGAUUAUGUUAGAACACAACGGAUGGCGGAGGUUACAGGAAGACAGAAACUUGAAGAAAAAUCAAUUAUUGAAUCUCGAAUCAGAGCUGCUAGAGCUGCAAAAGAAGCCAUUCUUGAGAGCGCAAAGUCUGAGUUGCAAAUGAGGCGUGACAGAGAAAGAGAAAGAGUAGAGAAGAUGAAAAGAACAGUUGUCAUAGAUGACAACUUGUUAUUUCUGGGGGAGCUUGAGAAACUAUGCCAAUAUUCUGGGAUUGCAAACCCUCUGGAGCAACUUGGGCUGCGUUUAAAGGAUGAGUACUAUAAUGGAUAUGAGUACAUUGAGGAUGAGGAUGGUGAUAUCUUUGAAGAGCUAGAAGAUGGUGAGAUCUUAUGACAGAAACCGCUGCAGUUGGUAGAUUUUUCUAUUGUUGUGAACCGAAUCAGUAUAAAUGUCAUACUUGUCGUGGGAAUCUGAAGUGUAAAUGAACUUUUUUUUUUCUCCCGGAUGACAUGAUGGUUCUGGUAAUGUUUUAUUGUAUGCUGAACUGAGUAAAUGUAUAUAACUAAGAGAGCUAAAUUAAGUCAUAGAAUUUCAUCACA